AAAUAGUUUACGUUGCAAAACCGCCCUUAAAUCCUACACAGACCAUCCGAAUCCUAAAAUAAUUCGUACAAUUUCCAACAUAUUUCUCCUCUUGCUUUUCUCUCUCCUCCUUCUGUAUAGAAAGUCAAGCUUAAAGAUUUGAUUGCUGAAUAACAUGGUUCAGAUUCAGUACUCCGAAAAGUACGUCGACGAUACUUAUGAGUACAGGCAUGUUGUUCUUCCAGCUGAAGUUGCCAAACUUCUCCCAAAGAACCGCCUUCUUUCUGAGAAUGAAUGGCGUGCAAUUGGAGUUCAGCAGAGUCGUGGUUGGGUGCACUAUGCCAUCCACCGCCCUGAGCCACACAUUAUGUUGUUCAGGAGGCCACUCAACUACCAGCAGCAGCAACAGUAGGGGAAUCGAGCUCAAGGCAUCAUGGCUAACCGAAAAGAAGAAGCCACUACAACACUGUUAUAGAUCAUUUCUAAUACUCUAGAAAUGAUGCAUUAAUGCACUUAUCAUGAAGCAUAGUUCAAAAAUAUUUAGGUGUUGUGAGUUAGUAACAAUUAUUAUGGCAUCAAGCAGUAUCCUUUCAAACAAAUUGGGCCAUCUAAAACUUGAUAAAAAUACAUAUCUUUUUGCUCUCUUUUCUGAAAAUGUUGUGCAACUGUUACUAGCUGUUUACCCAUCAAUGGCUAUCGUCUUAUAUUUGAUGUUGGUGUA
Amaranthus tricolor (Joseph's coat) is the source of this 700-nucleotide messenger RNA. Its product is annotated as cyclin-dependent kinases regulatory subunit 1. The record is from RefSeq and is a predicted model, not a curated record. Gene Ontology annotation, biological process: regulation of mitotic cell cycle. Gene Ontology annotation, cellular component: SCF ubiquitin ligase complex; cyclin-dependent protein kinase holoenzyme complex. The coding region runs from base 155 to 391 and encodes 78 amino acids. Lineage: Eukaryota; Viridiplantae; Streptophyta; Magnoliopsida; Caryophyllales; Amaranthaceae. The transcript is spliced from 4 exons. Gene Ontology annotation, molecular function: protein kinase binding; ubiquitin binding; cyclin-dependent protein serine/threonine kinase activator activity.